This is a messenger RNA of Porites lobata, 1776 nucleotides long. NCBI's taxonomy places the organism in Eukaryota, Metazoa, Cnidaria, Anthozoa, Scleractinia, Poritidae. The record is from the annotation of a GenBank genome assembly.
GUCUAUGAUUGCCAUUUAAAGGAGAAACCAUGCCAAGAAAAUGCCAACAACUUGAAACCACGAUCUUGCGUAGACCACCUAAAGAAUGGCGCAGAAAAGUGCGAUUACUACAAGAUUUACGAUGCUGCAGGGAAUGGAUUCACUGUGUACUGUGACAUGGAAACAGAACCUGGUGCGGCCUGGACACUUGUCAUGUCUUGGAGCCUGAAAAACAAACAUUUCGCGAAUUUUAGGUACUUGUUUGGAAAUGCUAAAGAUCGUUAAGUUAUACUGAAUAUUAUUUAUUUCUUCAAAAUAUUUUCCCGUUUCUGAUUGGCCUAAAUCUCCUGGUAAUUUAUUUAUAACCAGCUGGUGUUAAUAAAAUUUUGGAAGAAGUUUGUUGUUAAAUUAUAACAAUCGAAGUCAAUCGUUCCGGAUGUUAUGAACAGAAAAAGGGUUGCAAAAAUGGCAAAGAACCUGUGUGCACGUGGGGAAUCAGCUAUUUUGGCCGUGCAGAGCUAAAGAAAAUUACUGAAAAUUUUAAACUCCCUGAGCAAAGAACAAAUAGCCAAACUACUGCCUCAAUAACGUAGUACGGAGAGGCAAAAAUCAGCCCAUACAUGGAUGCCAAUCUAUGGUUUGUCAGGCGUGAGGGGUGUGUUUGAUUAAUUCUUUUCGCUUUGUAAAAUUUGUACAUUCCCUAGUUGUUAAGGGGGCAUUACGGUUGUUGUUGUUAUUUUUUGGGGGGGGGGGAUAAUAAAUGUUGAUUUGGGAAGGAAAUAAAUUAGGGUAGAAAAGGUAUACACAUAAGCCACUUAGUCCGCUAAUGGGAUCAGAGGCACCUUGUUGUGGUGGUGGACUAUCUGGUAAUUGUCUACGUAUUAUUUCACUUCAUAUUUUAAUUUUUAUCAACCCCCAAAUCCAAUAGUUUCCAGUUUUUCCAAAAUUUUAAACAUCCCCCUAAUUUUUCGUACAUUUAACCAUCCGAAAGAUCAUCCAAAAAUUCUCAAAAAAUUAUUGAAUUAAGGUCUCCAACUUAAUUGAGUUAUGUUUUGAUUGAAUGAAAUCUUGGCUACAUAGUCACUAUUUACGAAAAAGGGUGGAAAUCAAAUAAUGCUUUUAACCAGACUACCCCAGGUAGGGAAGGGGGGGGAGGUGACUCUAUUGUUUUCCAAGUACGUUUCUUGACCCACUCUGCUUGCUAGUGUGUCACACAGCAACGGGUAAGAGCCUCGGGUCGCUUGUGCAAAUUACACCGGUCCGCAACACCAAGAAACCCCCGAAUUUGGAUAUGAGAAUGCAAGUUUACUUUAUACUUUUGUGUUUGCCGACAGACAAACACCCUUGUCAGUCAACAAUCCGGUUAACGAAAACUCGCCUAACUGGUUCCUCUACCGGCUGACAAUGGACAGAAUGAAGUCACUGAGGGACGUAUCCACCCACUGGCGAGCCACCUGCAGUUAUGACAAGUACGGCAUCAACAACUACAAAGACUACGUCCGUGGAAAGUUUGCAGACGCCGACAUCUUUGCCUUCCUUGGUCAAGGUGUUUGCCUUAAGACCGAGCUUGUCAACAUCCGUGGUCACACUGGAAUACACAAGACUGCCGGGUUCUGGCAGGUAACCGGUCGGUACUUGGGCCACAUGAGCACAGAACACAAAUGCCAGUUCGAUUACUCUGUCGGCCAAGUGACCAGUGAGGACAACUUUGGCUUCUAUGGCACAACAAACCCCAAGUUUACUUGUAUAAUGAAUGGCGACUCUACCACGCAGUGGUGGUUCGGUAGCUAUCAGUAA